Messenger RNA from Suillus paluster, 435 nucleotides. RefSeq lists its product as uncharacterized. Bases 1 to 435 code for a protein of 144 amino acids. The record is from RefSeq and is a predicted model, not a curated record. The transcript has 4 exons. NCBI's taxonomy places the organism in Eukaryota, Fungi, Basidiomycota, Agaricomycetes, Boletales, Suillaceae.
AUGUCCAUCACCAUUCCUACAGGCUCAUAUGUUAUCAUGAACGCCAAGACGUGCACCUACCUGAAUGUGUUCUAUUCCCAUCCUGUUCCGGCUGAUAUCGUCAAUAGUGUUGGAAAUAAUUUAGGAAAUGAUAUUUGGAACGUGGCGAACACUGAGUCGCGUGGGGUGACCAUACAGUCCUACGGGACUGGUGGGUUCCUCUCCUUCGACCAGUUAGACAGAUCCGAUACUCCUGCUGGCAGUGUUGUCACAAGCAACUCGAUUUAUCCGUGGAGUCUGCAACAAAAUACUGCAGUCCCGUAUGCCUGGAAGUGCACUGGAAAAGCGCUAGCUGUUGUGGACAAUUCUGCCGCGAAUGGGGCACAAGUUAUCGAGGAUGAUAAUAUGAAUCACACAAGCAGAGCCUGGUUGUUCAUCGCAAAGGAGAAGAGCUAA